CGCCACUCGCGUGACGAACGCCUGGUUCGAAAUACAACCCGGAAGUGGACGUCCAUUGCCAGGAGAAGCAGAUUUGUAAAUAUCAGGCGGACUUUGUGGUGUCCUCAGUCUUGCUCGGUCAUCGAGUGGCGGCGCAGAGGAGGAGGAAGAAGAAGAGGAAGAGGGAAAAGAAGAAGAAGAAGAGAGUCGUCCUCGUCUCACUGUGCUCGUGUAGCAGCUAGCUAAGCAGCUAGCUAGCGAUGAACACGGACGUGGAAUUCCACAUCAGGCAGAAUUAUCCGUGGACUAAACUUCCCGCCAACGUCAAGCAGUGUUUGGGGAACUCUCAGCGCGAGUACGAGAAACAUGUCCUGCUCUACAGCAUCCGCCACCAGCUGCGCUUCCGCAAUAACUUAGUGCGCCACGUGAAGAAGGACGAGCGCAAGUACUACGAGGAGCUGCUGAAGUACAGCCGGGACCACCUGAUGCUGUACCCCUACCACCUGUCUGACAUCAUGGUCAAAGGGCUGCGAGUCACGCCCUUCUCCUACUACAUCGGCAUCAUGGAGGACAUCAUGAACAGUGAGAAGAGUUACGACUCCUUGCCCAACUUCACUGCUGCUGACUGUCUGAGGCUGCUGGGCAUCGGCAGGAACCAGUACAUAGACCUGAUGAACCAGUGCCGCUCCUCUAAGAAAUUCUUCCGCAAGAAAUCGGCCCGGGAUCUUCUCCCUGCCAAACCUGUGGAGAUCUCAGUGGAGCCCUGGUGGGUGGCCCAGACGGGCUACAUCACGGAGGAUGACAUCAGGUGCUGCUCUCCAGCCGAGAAGAAAGCUAUCGAUAAGAUGAUUGAUUCUGGCCCUCAGCUGGCUGGAUCAAUGGAGUACAACGUGGGCUUAAGUCUGUACAACCGCGGCUUCAUCUACCUGGAUGUUCCUAUCUCAGAUGACAGCUGUAUCUCCGUGCCCCCUCUGGAGGGUUUUGUGAUGAACCGGGUGCAGGGAGACUACUUUGAGACGCUGCUCUACAAGAUCUUCGUGUCCAUCGACGAGCAGACCAACGUAGCAGAGCUGGCCAACGUGUUGGAGAUAGACCUGGACCUGGUGAAGAAUGCCGUGUCUAUGUACUGCCGCCUGGGCUUCGCCGUGAAGAAAGGUCAGGUGAUCAGCUCGGAGCAGCUCCACCCCACCUGGAAGAACGCUCCCUCCCUCAACAGGCUGAAGAGCACCAUGGACCCUCAGAAGAUGUUACUCUCCUGGGAGCAGGGCAGCCCCGUGAUGGAGGGAGGCUCCUCUGCCACCGACACUGACACCACCAGUCUGGAGGACCAAGCGGACACAGCCAGCGUCAGCAGCCUCAGCAUCCCGGCCGCCCCCACCAAGAGGAUCGCCUUCCUCUUCGACUCCACGCUGACGGCCUUCCUCAUGAUGGGCAACCUGUCCCCGAACCUGAAGAGCCACGCCGUGACCAUGUUUGAGGUGGGCAAGCUCUCCGACGAGACCCUGGACAGCUUCCUGGCCGAGCUGGAGAAGGUGGAGAGCACAGCAGAGGGUGAGGCUCAGCGCUACUUUGACCACGCCCUCACCCUGAAGAACACCAUCCUCUUCUUACGCUACAACAAGGAACUCACUCAGGACCAGGGACCGGACAUCCCCAACAUAGGAUUUCCCUUGGACAUGCUGCGCUGUGAGAGUCUCCUGGGUCUAGACCAGGCCACCUGCAGCAGAGUCCUCAACAAGAACUACAAGCUGCUGGUCUCCAUGGCACCGCUCAGUAAUGAGAUCAGACCCAUCAGCAGCUGCACACCCCAGCACAUAGGACCAGCCAUCCCUGAGGUGAGCUCCAUCUGGUUCAAACUCUACCUGUACCAUGUGACCAGACAAGGCCCGCCCUCACUGCUGCUGUCCAAAGGCUCCAGGCUGCGCAAACUGCCCGACAUUUUCCAGGUGUACGACAGGUUGUUGAUCACGUCCUGGGGUCACGACCCUGGAGUGGUGCCCACGUCCAACGUGCUGACCAUGCUCAACGACGCUCUCACGCACUCUGCUGUGCUCAUCCAGGGUCAUGGCGUGCACGGCCACGGAGAGACGCUCCACGUCCCCUUCCCCUUUGACCAGGAGGAGCUGAAGGGAGACUUCUCCUACUCCAACAUGGCGGUGCACAAAGCUCUGCGCACGCUCAGGGAGCACGUGGACCUGGACCACCAGUGUGGCUACGUCACCAUGCUCAACUGCAACAACAGGCACCGCCGCAGGCCCAGCGACACCUUGGAGUGCACAGGUGACACACACCUGGGAGGAGGCGUGGACACCAACGGCAGCACAGAAUCCUUUGAGUUGGUGACAGAAGAUGGUCAGAGUGACAGUCUGUCGUGUGAAGAGCAGUGGGUGCCCUUGGAGCUCUGCUUUGGUGUGCCGCUCUUCAGCUCCGAACUCAACCGCAGAGUCUGCAGCAAGGUCGCCGCCCACAAGCUGUGCUGCAGCGACAGCCUCCAAGAGCUGCUUCACUCCAGCAGGAAACUGUCCCUCAACGUGCUGAGCUUUGUUCAGACCUUCCAGGACGGCGCCGCCCCCUGCGACCCCGACAGCGGCGUGACCGACCCCCUCAGCCGACCCCCCGCCGAGUCGGGCGUGCCGCUGCCCGCCCUCAACCUGCUGUACAAGGACGGGCAGCUGCGGGAGUGGAGUGGGCGGGCCCCUCCCCCACUGGACAUGUCGGCGCUGCAGCGUCAGGCCAGCACGUAGGAGACCCUCCAUUCCGGCACGUAGGAGACCCUCCAUUCCGGCACGUAGGAGACCCUCCAUUCCGGCACGUAGGAGACCCUCCAUUCCUUUCAUUUUGUGCAGCGUCAGGCCAGCACGUAGGAGACCCUCCUCUUCCUUUGAUGUUCUGGGACCACCUGUGUCGUCUGGUGAGAUGAUUGCAUGAUGUCAUCCUUCUUCUUCUCCUCCUCCAAAGCACACUUCUUUCCACACUUUUCUUUCACUCGCCGCUAGAAGGGAAAUGAAGGUUCCAGCAUGACGACUCUGUAACACCUGUCCCUUCACAAUAAGAGCCCCCAUAGGCCUGCAAAGAAUGGAGCCUCCAUGUAGACGUUUAUUCACUAGUUUCAAUGUUUUAUCAGCAAAAAGGACGCGGUCCUUCCUGUAUGAAGCCCCGCCCACAAGCUGUCGUCUUUGCCAAAGUGUUAGCACUUCUUUGUAGUAGUCAAGUCCACCCAUCGCUCAUCUUCUCAUUCUUGCAGAGAAAUAAUAAAGAUGUCACGCCUUACAGGAGGCUUUUAUUCUGAAGUCCAACAUCUCUUGGCUCACCUUUCCCGGCAGGUGGAACACAAACGUAAAAAAAAACAAAUCUUCUUCAAUUAAAGAAACAAUUUGCACGAAAAAAAAAAUAAUUUGCCAGUAAAAAAAAAACAACACCAUUUUCUUCACAUAAAAAUGGAUUUGCAAUGAAAAAAACAUAUUACUAACUUCACAAGUAAAAAGUACUCAUUUCUAUCUUAAAAAAAAAAAAAACUAUUUGCAAGAAAAAAUGUUUCACAAGUAAAAAAAAAAAAAAACUGAAAAAAAUGUCUGCAAUUAAAAAAAACGCAUUAAAGAAAAAUGAUUCCAUGAAAAAAAAAAGAUUCACAAGAAAAAAAAAGGUUUGUCAAGUAUACAACAAUGAAUGAUCUUCAAGUAAAAGACAUAAUUGCAAGUAAAAAGAGGAUUGUAACAACAAUCAUCUUCAAGUACAAACCCCUGGCGAGUCAAAGAUGAAAGUAACAUUGAGUCUACAACAACAGGUGGCGCUGCUGAGUCACGUGACUCUUAUUUGCCAGCAACAAUAACAAAGAAGAAGAAGAAGAGUCAAAUGUUGGACAGGACAAGCUCAACCUGUAAGUUAACACAUUUGAUUAUCUCCUCGUAAAUUAAUAUUUAAUAUAAUAUGAUGUAAUGCUUUUUAUACUGUACUUUUUAUUGUAUGUACUGUAUGUGAGUACUUUUUCUUGUAUGUACUGUAUGUGAGUACUUUUUCUU
This is a messenger RNA of Entelurus aequoreus (snake pipefish), 3998 nucleotides long. Its product is annotated as protein FAM91A1. Bases 240 to 2723 code for a protein of 827 amino acids. Gene Ontology annotation, biological process: intracellular protein transport. The transcript is spliced from 24 exons. The record is from RefSeq and is a predicted model, not a curated record. Lineage: Eukaryota; Metazoa; Chordata; Actinopteri; Syngnathiformes; Syngnathidae. Gene Ontology annotation, cellular component: trans-Golgi network; cytoplasmic vesicle.